Molecule: messenger RNA, 2397 nt
Organism: Clarias gariepinus (North African catfish)
Lineage: Eukaryota; Metazoa; Chordata; Actinopteri; Siluriformes; Clariidae
Gene: sbk3
Product: SH3 domain binding kinase family, member 3
Exons: 4
Coding region: 220-1359 (379 amino acids)
Biological process (GO): peptidyl-threonine phosphorylation; peptidyl-serine phosphorylation
Molecular function (GO): protein serine/threonine kinase activity; ATP binding
Source: RefSeq, a predicted model, not a curated record
CUAUAAAAACACACACACACCACUGGAUGCAUGGUGCAACAGACUGGAAAGAGGAGACACUCAGACACUUGUAGCAAUUCCAACACGUAGCUGAUAGCUGGAUACUCACUGAGCUUUAUUGUACUCAUAUUUAGAUAGUAGAAGAAGGUGCCAUUCCAUACAAAUGGACAGGACAGAGUGAAGACAAGCAAAGAUUUUACCUAAUUUGGCUAAUCAGCCAUGUCUGACGCAGCACGAGAUCUGGACGAGCUGUGCUAUCUCACAGCUCAGUGUAUGUCGUCGAUGGUGACCUCCGAACAUUUCCGAGUAAUCAAGGAGCUCGGAGAGGGGUCGUAUGGCAAAGUCAUGCUUGCUGUGCACAAAAAGAGAGGCACACCCAUGGCGCUGAAGUUCUUUCCUCGCAGCUCUACGACUCUCCACACUUUUCUGCGUGAAUACAACCUUUCCCUUUCCUUCUGCACUCAUCCCUCUCUCACACGUGCCCUUGGAAUCUUUUUCUCUACGCCUUCUCACUAUAUCUUCGCCCAGCAGGCUGCUCUCUAUGGAGAUCUCUACGAUGUCAUUGUGUCUGAUGUGGGGGUGAGCGAAGUGCAGGCUCAGAGUGUGAUGUCCCAGUUAAGCGGUGCUGUGUCUUACUUGCACUCCCUGGGUUUUGUCCACCGUGACAUUAAACCGGAGAAUGUGUUCCUGUGUGCCCCAAACUGUCGCUGGGUCAAACUAGGUGACUUUGGUCUCGUGCGUCCUCAGGGCACCCAAGUGCGUGCUGUCUGGUACGAAUCGCCUUUCUGCGUGCCUGAGGUUGAACAGGCCAAGAACCGAAAAAAGGACAGUACAGGAACCGAGCAGAAAGAGGAGAAAGAAAAUAUCUGGAUGCCAGUGGAUCCCAGUUUGGAUAGCUGGGCCCUAGGGAUCCUCACAUACUGCGUGCUCACCAGUUGUUUUCCCUGGGAGGAGAGCACAUCAGACGACCCAGGAUACCACCAAUUCUGUAACUGGUUCAACAAUGUAAAAGAAAAGGAGGAGAGGGACAUGGGAAAGAACGGGCAAAUGGCCAGGAAGAAGAGAGGACGGGACAUUGGAGAGGAGGAGGAGGAGGAGGAGGCAGUAGUGGUCGUACCUUCUCAGUUUGAAUCUCUAAGCACUUUAGCUUUGACUUUGCUAAGGGGACUACUGCACCCACUCCCCUCGUACCGAGCCAAGCCUGAUGAGAUCCUCUCCUACCUCGGGGGACCCUGGCUUAUGGAAACAGAGAAAGAAGAAAAAAGGAGACAGCAGGAGGCACAGGAGGAGGCCAGGAAGAUAGUAGGAAGAGGAGGAAUGGAAGAAAACCUCGAGCGGGAAAGAAAGAGAGAAAGAUAGAGAAAAGGAAGAGUGCUAUCCAAAAAAAAAAAAAAAAAAAACAGUCACUGUUAUGUAUAUGUGGGAGGUAUGCUGACAUAUGAAUAUAGUUAUAAUAGUAAAAAUAUAUAUAUUAAAAACAGAUUUAAGGUAAUUUAAGAGGCUGUUGGGUCUCUAUGCAAAAUAUUGCAGGAGGGCACUUCAACCAGCAUUUAUUAACAUUAUCUCAUAUAUAAUAUAUGUUUGGUAGCCUUUGGGGGCCCGUCCUGGCUUCGGGCCGCAAGCUGUUGCCUGGCUUGCAUGUUGAUAAGAAGCGUCUCUGAAUAUACAUUAUGAACAGAUUGUUUACAGUUAUGCACUCCGCAGAGUUGCCAUGGAAACUAUGUACUAAUUCAGUCCUAAAUGUAAUAACAUGUUCUACAGUUGUACAAAUUGUCCUCAGUAACACUUUAACAUAUCUUUAUUACAUAUUUUUUUUUUUACAAAUUGCUUUGAUGGUUGUAGCAAAUACAUUAGGAUUUCCAUAAAAACUGAAUAUUAAUACACUCAAUACUUUUCAAUGCAUUUUCUGAUAAACAUUUUUAUAUGAAAUGUUGACUUUUUAAUGUUAUACUGUACAAUGUGUUUUUUUAUUAUUAUUAUUAUUAUUUUUCAUGUACUGUAUAACCUCAUGCAUGCUGAAAUUGCACGUUCGUUCACCUGAAACUGUGAUAUUGCAAACCAGCUGGCAGACACACCAUCUUUCAUAAACAAUAACAGUAUGACAAUGUUAGGAAAAAUAAGUGACAGCCUGAACUGGUGUUAAUAGUGAGGAAUUUACAAGCUUGUUUAACAUGCAAACUGACUCCAAGAGAGUUCCUGCUGUAGACACCACUGCUCCGUGAAGCGGAUCUAGAAUUUCUGGAACUAUUUUAAUCAUGGAAUUUUAAAAUAGCUGAGAAUUUUGACAUGGCUUGUACUUUUUUUCUUUUCUUUUUUUUUACAUUAGAGAUGUAUGUAAUCAUACCUUUAAACAAAGUGCACUAUUUUCCUCUCAUAUAAGCUUGUAUCAAACAUCUU